AUGGAACAUGUGGCUAAAACACUUAUUAAUGGUCAUAUUGUGGAAAUUAUUGAAAAAAGGGCAAAUCUUUGCCAAGUAUUAGUUCAAAACAAUUUUAAAUACAGGCAAUAUGUUUGUCAGAAAGGGGAAGCCUGUGGAUUUUCAUCUCUACAGGUCCAAGAUCAUGACUCGAUUUUAGAUAUUCAAGCAGCAAGAAAAAAGUUCUUUUCCAAGUUUGUUUUAACCGAAGACGUAUUGAGACGAGGUCGUGUGGAUACACAACGAAUUAUUGUGGUCUAUUAUUCCAAAUUAGAGCAGCAGAAAUUCACAAUAUUUUUCAGAAAGCAUUAUCCAUUAUUACAGGAUCGUCAUUAUUUGAUUCCAAAGAAAUCCACGGCAUACAAGGACGAGUUUGUGACCUCUGAAAUUCUAGAGAAUUGUGAUACAGUGGUAUUUUGUGUGUUUACAAUUCCUGAUGAGGAUCAUGCUUCCAAAUACCGUGAAGCUUUGCAAAUGUUAAAAAGCAAAAAGAAGAGAGUGUUGUUUGGAUGUCGAAAAUCAAAGUCGCUUUCGCGUGUCACUCUUUACCAUCCAGACAUUGAAAUUAUUCGACUACGAAAAGAUCCAGUGAGUACUGCAUUGUUGCUGGACUAUGCCUUGUUAGGAACGAACGGCAUUUAA
Molecule: messenger RNA, 660 nt
Organism: Naegleria lovaniensis
Lineage: Eukaryota; Heterolobosea; Eutetramitea; Acrasida; Naegleriidae
Exons: 1
Coding region: 1-660 (219 amino acids)
Source: RefSeq, a predicted model, not a curated record